Penicillium antarcticum is the source of this 1431-nucleotide messenger RNA. Its product is annotated as putative MFS transporter. Gene Ontology annotation, cellular component: membrane. Gene Ontology annotation, molecular function: transmembrane transporter activity. NCBI's taxonomy places the organism in Eukaryota, Fungi, Ascomycota, Eurotiomycetes, Eurotiales, Aspergillaceae. The coding region runs from base 1 to 1431 and encodes 476 amino acids. Gene Ontology annotation, biological process: transmembrane transport. The transcript has 6 exons. The record is from RefSeq and is a predicted model, not a curated record.
AUGAACUUGGAAGCCCGAGUCAUCCUCGUCCUCCUAUACUUUCUCACUCUCUACGUCACUUUAAGACUGGAAAGUCUCAGACAUCUUCACAUUGAAACUUGGCUCGACCCAACACGUCUCACUCUCAAGUUCUAUGUCAUCACAAUGAGCACACAAACACAAACAAUCAUACUCCAACCAACAUGUCCAAAUGAAGCCAACAUAAGCGAAUAUGAAAACACCCAACACCAAAGCCCCCCAGAAGUGAAAUGGAAGUAUCCCAAGAUCCUCAGCGCAGGAUUAUCCUUCUUCGUGGCGGGUAUCAACGACGGAAGUCUAGGAUCGAUACUUCCCUACGUGAUCCGCACAUAUGGAAUCAACACUGACAUGGUUGCCGUACUAUACGGCACAACCUUCUUUGGCUGGCUCUUCGCAGCCCUAACAAACAGCACAAUAACCCAAUACCUAGACUUAGGCCCAAUCCUCUGCCUAGGAGCCGGCAUCCAAAUCCUAGCACACGUGCUAAGAGUCUGGCUUCCCCCAUUCGGCCUAUUCGUGGUAACGUUCUUCCUCGCCAGCUUGGGCCAAGCGUACAAUGAUACUCACGCCAAUACAUUUGUUGCUUCGCUUCCUGGUGCGCACCGUUACCUCGGUUUCAUACAUGCUAUGUAUAUGGCUGGGUGUUUAGUAGGGCCAUUUGUGGCGACGGGUGUUGCAUCUGCAAAUGCUGAUUCGAAGUGGUCCCUUUUCUAUGUUUUCCCACUUGGGAUUGGGAUUGCAAAUCUGGUUACUGUUGGUGUUUCGUUCAGUGAUCGGAUGGCUUCUGCUUUGUCUUUGAUUUCUGGUGCCAGGAGGGAGAGAAAUGCUAGUGGGGCGGCAUUGAGGGAGAUCAAGGAUACGCUUUCUAUUUCUGGGGUUUGGUUAUUGAGUUUGUUUUUCUUUUUCUUCCUGGGGGCUACUAUUACUGCUGGAGGCUGGAUGGUCGAAUACCUCGUAAAUGUUCGCGAUGGAGAUGUCAAGCAGAUGGGUUAUGUCCCGGCAGGCUUCUAUGGAGGUGCGUUCCUUGGACGACUUCUUUUGGCAGAGCCUACCCAUCGAUUUGGGGAGCGGCGGAUGAUUUUCAUUUAUGCUGUGCUGUGCUUGGGAUUACAUGUCCCGAACAUCAUUACCGAAGCAGUGGCUGUCAGUUUACUCGGUUUCUUCAUGGGCCCAUUCUUUGCAACGGGCAUAUCGGUAGGCACAAAAAUCUUCCCGCCAGAACUUCAAUCUUCCGCAAUUGCAUUCGUCUUCGUCUUCGGACAGAUUGGCGGCUCGAUUUUCCCCGCCCUAACGGGUAUCAUUGCCGCCAGAGUCGGUGUGCAGGUUUUGCAACCUAUGCUUGUUGGCUUGAUCGGGGCGUCGGGGUUGAGUUGGUUGAUUUUGCCAAAGGAUGCCCCGUUGCAUCGGGAUUAA